AUGCUCCGGCCUUCCCUUGCUGCGGCCGUGCAAUGGUCUAGCCAGACUGCUAGUCGACCCACCAGCGAAGGGAUGGUGGGCCGCGUGUACAGCAGCGGAGGGAAGGGUCCCGUUGGAGGCUACACAUACCCGUAUGUGGCCGCCGCCGCAGUCGUGCCCCCUGCGACUGCGCCAGCCCACGCCCCAACCACAGCGGUGGCGCCAGCACCCGCGCUGGCCGCGCCCACCGCGCCGGAGCCACCCGCCGCGGACGCCCGGGAAGCAGAGCGCCUGCGACGGGAGCUGCGAAAAGCAGAGGAGAAGGCCAACUUCUUUCGGAAUCAGGUGCUCACCCUGCAGCAGCAGAUUGCGGCGAUGAGUUCGCCCAUCAUGGCUCAGCAGGACGCUUCGCAGCUGCCGGAAGAGUUGGCGCGGCUGCGGCAGGAGCUGAACCAAACGCGACAGGAGCUGUCUGAAGAGCGACGGCAGCGGAAAGAGGCCGAGCAACAGCUGGAGCACAUUUCGCGUGCCUGUGGCGUGCCCGACGCUGAGAGCGCCCUGGCGCUACUGAGUCGUGCGCAGGCACAGCGGGAGGAGCUCAGCGGAGCACAGGCGCAGGUGGAGGCGCUGCAAAAGCAACUGUCAGUGACCAGGCAGCAGCUGGAGGAGCGCGUUCUCCCCGAUGGCCCCAGCUGGACGUCGGCGGUGACGGUGCCGGCGCUCUCCUUCCCGGAGCUGGGCACUGGCAUGGUGGUCUCAGAGGCCUUCGGCAUCGACUUCCUGGACCCCAAGUGCCCAGCAGGACCCAAGAGAGCCUUGAUCGUGGGCUGCGAUUACCCGCAGAAGCCUGGGACGAUCCGUGCUGGGAUCAUUGAUGCCAUGCAGUGGUAUCGCUUCUUUCAAUCCAGAUGUGGCUUCACGGACAAGGACAUGCGCCUUCUGGCGGAUGAUGCCUCCAAUGUCCCAGUGGACAGCCUGAACGCCACGCGGGAGAACCUGCUGCGAGGCUUGGCAUGGCUGGUGGCCCGGAGUGCUCCAGGCGAUCAGCUUUUCUUUAUCUUCUGCGGUCAUGGCGCUCAGAUCCCUGUGCAGGAGACUCCCGAGAGUCGUCUCUGCGAGUGCGCGCUGGUUCCCUCCGAUGCCAUAGAUGGCAAGGAGAACCCGCGGAUGGUUCGGGACUUUGAGAUUCAUCAAGCCUUGGCCACGCUGCCCUCAGGUGUUCAAGUCACCAUGAUCGUGGACGGCUGCCAUGCUGGACAUCCCCUGGAUCGUUUGGGUGACCAUCGCUUUCAUGCUGUGGCCAGAGGGCACGUGGACUACGAGAAGCUCCGACAUCACCCAGUGCUGCCGAGGUUCUUCGAGCUGCCGGACUGGAAGCUGCAGACGGCCUCGCCGAUGGGCCUCAGCUUGCUCCGGUGUCAGGCGGUUCUCUUCAACGCUUGUGCCAACCACCAGUUCUGUGUGGAGCUCCCCAUCGAUGAGUGCAAGGCACGUGGAGUCUUCACCUAUAUCUUCAUGAGUGCCAUCCUGAAGGCGGGCGUCCAAGCCUCUUGCGGGCAGAUUCUCUUCGAGGCCAAAGAGCUCACAGCGCAGCUCCGCGGGAGGCGGGGUUUGGGCCAAAGGCGGUGUGGAUUUUCUGGUGGGUUCUGGUGGGGUGAGAGCUGA
Durusdinium trenchii is the source of this 1644-nucleotide messenger RNA. Lineage: Eukaryota; Dinophyceae; Suessiales; Symbiodiniaceae. The record is from the annotation of a GenBank genome assembly.